GGAAAUAUGGGGCAGGUUAUAUAAACCACAAAAGAAGGAGGACACAAUAGAAAGUUUCAAAUCAUACUAAAACCCUCCUUGCACCUACAUCGACCCGCCAUUGCAGCGUCCGUAUUCUCUCACAGCAUUCGUUUGGUUGCCUGAGCAGAUUCGGCUGCGGGUUUUGUUGAUAAGUGCUCAGUUUCUCGCAGGCCGUUCGAUCUUGCGUAUCAGAAAACAAUGUUGCCACUUUCGCUACUGAAGACUGCCCAAGGGCAUCCCAUGUUAGUGGAGCUGAAAAAUGGGGAAACCUAUAACGGGCAUUUGGUGAAUUGUGAUACUUGGAUGAAUAUUCAUCUUCGUGAAGUGAUUUGUACUUCAAAGGACGGAGAUAGAUUUUGGAGAAUGCCAGAAUGCUACAUUCGUGGCAAUACAAUUAAGUACCUCCGAGUUCCGGAUGAGGUUAUUGAUAAAGUAGAAGAAACAAAGAGUCGUUCAGAUAGAAAACCCCCUGGAGUUGGGCGUGGAAGAGGAAGAGGUAGGGAUGACAUUAAUGCCGGCAGACCAAAGGGAAUUGGGCGUGGUGUAGAUGAUGGAGGUUCUAAAGGUGGAGGGCGAGGAAAGGGUGUGGCUGGCAACAAGCCUUCUGGCGGCAGAGGUGGUGGGCGCGGACGCGGCUGAUCUCUAUCAAGGGUGGUACAGAUGUGUGAAGAAUCCUUACAUUGUUGGUUGGCACAUGAUCUGUUUUGUGGUCUCAGACUUCUUAAGGUAAAAGACAAAACUGGAUAUGUAAGAUAAGGCAACCCUUAUUGUUUUAACUAACAAUGUAAGGAAGCUAUUAUUGGUUUUUGUGUGUGUUUUGAUGUUUGUUGAAUAA
Andrographis paniculata is the source of this 856-nucleotide messenger RNA. RefSeq names its product sm-like protein LSM4. Gene Ontology annotation, cellular component: U6 snRNP; spliceosomal tri-snRNP complex; P-body. Gene Ontology annotation, biological process: spliceosomal snRNP assembly; mRNA splicing, via spliceosome; nuclear-transcribed mRNA catabolic process. NCBI's taxonomy places the organism in Eukaryota, Viridiplantae, Streptophyta, Magnoliopsida, Lamiales, Acanthaceae. Bases 220 to 660 code for a protein of 146 amino acids. The transcript is spliced from 8 exons. Gene Ontology annotation, molecular function: U6 snRNA binding. The record is from RefSeq and is a predicted model, not a curated record.